This is a messenger RNA of Onychostoma macrolepis, 1683 nucleotides long. It is a transcript of the gene pus3, whose product is annotated as pseudouridylate synthase 3. Lineage: Eukaryota; Metazoa; Chordata; Actinopteri; Cypriniformes; Cyprinidae. The coding region runs from base 148 to 1584 and encodes 478 amino acids. The record is from RefSeq and is a predicted model, not a curated record. The transcript has 7 exons. Gene Ontology annotation, cellular component: nucleus; cytoplasm. Gene Ontology annotation, biological process: mRNA pseudouridine synthesis; tRNA pseudouridine synthesis. Gene Ontology annotation, molecular function: pseudouridine synthase activity; RNA binding.
UCAACGUAAAUAUGUAAGGACUUUUAGUUUGACGGGUGGCUUUACGGAAGCCAAUGCAUCGUGCUCCGUUUAAAAGUUACUGUUCAGAAUUUAUAAUUUCGCUAUUUUAAUGACGCUUCGGAAAGGAUAUCUGUGUUUGUUGUAGCCAUGUCAGAAGAAGUUCUGCUGGCUCGUGUGAAGGCUUUGGAAGAGGAGGUGGAGAGACUGAAAGCCCAGCUGAAAGUAGAGAGAGAUGGAGCUAAGAGAGAGGAGAGGACUGAAACAUCAGCCAGUCUCCAAACAGAGAGCUUAAAACGCCAGGAAGGUGAGGAGAACAGAUCCAAACAGAAGAAACGAGGAGCAGAGAGGCCCUUUGACUUCUCUGUCCAUCCUCGCAGGCAUGUGGCACUGCGGCUGGCGUAUCUUGGCUGGCAAUAUCAGGGCUUCGCUGUCCAGGAAAACACAGACAACACCGUUGAAGCCAGGCUUUUUGAGGCACUGCUGAAGACUAAACUGAUCCAGGACAGACAGACCUCCAACUAUCAUCGCUGCGGCCGCACAGAUAAAGGAGUCAGUGCUUUCUCCCAGGUCAUAUCCAUUGAUCUGCGCUCAACUCAGUAUGGAGGAGGUUUAGGUGUGACUGUCCCAGCUGGAGUGGAGGUCAAAGGCAAGGCGUCUGCAGAAGAAUUACCCUACGUGAAGAUAUUAAACAGAGUCCUGCCACAGGACAUUAGGAUCCUGCAGUGGGCUCCUGUAGAAACCGGCUUCAGCGCGCGCUUCGACUGCCAGUCCAGAACAUACAGAUACUACUUCCCUCGUGGAGACUUAGACGUGGAUCUCAUGGCAGAGGCUGCUAAACGGUAUGAGGGAACUCAUGACUUCAGGAACAUCUGUAAGAUGGAUGUAGGUAAUGGAGUCUUGCAGUUUCAAAGGACCAUCUUGUCUGCCACCAUCCAGCCAGCCCAACUUAACCCCACCUGCCCUAAUGACCCACACCAACUCUAUGUCUUCCAGGUCAAAGGUCUUGCUUUCCUCUAUCACCAGGUUCGCUGCAUGAUGGCUUUACUUCUGCUUAUUGGACAGAAACUCGAAGCUCCAGAAAUCAUUGAUCAGCUGCUGGAUGUGGAGAAAAACCCAAGGAAACCUCAAUACAGUAUGGCGGUGGAUUACCCUUUGGUGUUGUAUGACUGCCACUUUGAGGGUGUGAAUUGGAGGAAUGAAACGGAGGAGGAGAACCACGUCCUGAACUCUCUGCACCAGCACUGGGUUCAGAACGCAGUGAAAACCCAAGUUCUUCUCGGCAUGAUCCAAGGCCUUCAGAAAACAACCACAGAGAUGACAUCUCUGCAGUGCUGGCUCAUGGAGGGCUCCAGGCAGAGGAAGUACCAGCCUCUUCUGGACCGGCCGCGCUGUGAGAGUUUGGAGUCCAGGAUCCAGCACUUUGUGAAGAGAGGAAGACUGGAGCAAGAAGAAGGAGAGUACGGGGAGGAGAUGACCGUUUUCAGGGGGAAAAGAUCAAAACAUUCCCAUCUGAUAACAACAAACCAAAUCCAGGAGCAAAACCAUGGAGCAAAAACCCAGCAUUGCCCAUUACAAAACCUGUAAACAUACUGUUAUGAACCCGUAUGUUUUCUGCUUUGACUUUUAAUGUGUGUGCAAAAUAACAUGAAGGCAGAACCAUUUUCGGUUCUCUUAGCAGCACAA